Asparagus officinalis (garden asparagus) is the source of this 1650-nucleotide messenger RNA. RefSeq names its product WAT1-related protein At5g45370-like. The record is from RefSeq and is a predicted model, not a curated record. The transcript is spliced from 8 exons. The coding region runs from base 97 to 1266 and encodes 389 amino acids. Gene Ontology annotation, cellular component: plasma membrane. Gene Ontology annotation, molecular function: transmembrane transporter activity. Lineage: Eukaryota; Viridiplantae; Streptophyta; Magnoliopsida; Asparagales; Asparagaceae.
CUUUUUCUCCCACAAGUAUUCGCUAUCCCUAUCCUCUACUCUUCUCCCCGAGAGAAAGAAGAAGGGAUAAAUAAAUAAAUAAAUAAAUAAAAUCAAAUGGGUAGCUUGAAUUCAAUGAUGGGUUCAUUGGGUGGAGGAAUUGGAGGAGAAGCUCGAAGGGCUCACGCAGCCAUGGCGUUGGUCCAGGUCAUCAACGGCGGGUACCACGUCAUCACCAAGGUGGCGCUCAUUGGGGGCAUGAACCAAGUUGUCUUCUGCGUCUUCAGAGACCUCAUUGCUAUCUCUAUCCUUGCUCCCCUUGCCUUCUUCCGUGAGAGAAGGGUCCGUCCUCCACUUACAUUUCGCCUCCUUGCAUCCUUUUUUGUUCUCGGGCUCAUUGGGAUCUUUGGCAACCAGCUUUUAUUUCUUAUUGGUUUGAACUACACAAAUCCAACCUAUGCUUCUGCUAUUCAGCCUGCAAUACCAGUUUUUACAUUUAUCCUGGCUGUAAUUAUGCGUACUGAGACAGUCAACUUAUUUACAACUGAAGGCCGUCUGAAGGUUAUAGGGACCCCUGUCUGUGUUUUUGGUGCAAUUUUGAUGGCUGUGUAUAGAGGUCCAUCUAUAAUUGGAAAGAGCAGCAUAGACCUAGCAACUGAAAAUGUGAAUAUUAUAUCUCACCAUUCUGAUGAUAUUGGGUGGUUAGCAUCUCGGUUGAUUAAGUUUGGUCUUACGCACUGGCACAUUGGUGUUUUGUGCUUAAUUGCAAAUUGUUUCUGCAUGGGUGCUUAUCUCGCUUUACAGGCUCCUGUGUUGAAGAAGUAUCCAGCCAGCUUAUCUUUAACUGCUAAUGCAUAUGCCUUUGGGGUGUUCUUUAUGCUCUUGUCGGGAUUAAUUGCAAGCAAUGGUCACGAGGACUGGACUUUUACGCAAUCUGAAAUCAUUGCCAUUCUUUAUGCUGGAAUUGGUACAUCUGCUAUCGGUUAUGGGCUAAUAACCUGGUCUAAUAAAAUUCUAGGGCCUGCGUUGGUGGCUCUUUAUAAUCCUCUUCAACCAGUAAUAUCGACUUUCUUAUCAACAAUAUUCCUCGGGAGCCCGGUCUUUCUUGGAAGCAUUAUUGGGGCAAUUUUGAUUACUUGCAGCUUAUACAUGGUCACUUGGGCUUGCUAUAAAGAGAGAGAAGAUAUGCUUGUCCCUGAUCCAAAUUGUGACACUGAACCUUCGGUUAACGAGGACACGCCACUUAUCAAAGGAAACACUGCUCGUGGCUCUUCAGUGGUCCCCUAAUUAGUACAUCAACUCAUUCUGUGAUUUCCUCUUUCAUUCGUAUUGUUGUAAAUUAGCAGCAUCCAAGGUUACUUUCUAUGGUGCAAACCUGCUUCAGAAUUGGAACAGAAUCCUUUGGUUGACUGUGACUCACAUCUGAAGGCGAUGUUGGUCAGUUUGCCAAAUCGUCGGAGAAUUCUGAAUACAACUUCUUGAUACGAAGUGGUGGUUGUUUUCAGCAGCAUUGUAGUAGUAAUAUCUCAUUCAUGAUGCUUCUGUAUAUGAAAACUUUGCUAUUGGUACUUUGAUGUAUCUGGAAAUUUGGAUACCAUUGUUUUCGGAUGUAUUUAUUGUAUUUGGGUAUUAAUGGAAUAUAAAAAAGAAAGACGCAUGACUAUGCAUUUA